AUGGCGGGUCCGGAAGAAGAGGGUGGACUGAGUUUGGAGGCCGUGGAGCACUGGUUGCAAGAUUUGCUGCAACCGCACUGUUGCCCAAAGAAGCGGCGGCAAGUCCAUGCGGGGCGUACGUUGCUAUUGGAGUACGCCGACCGCAUACGGGCAGCCGAGGCCGAGGAGGAAUUGAACGUGAACUUCAUCAUGCUCUCCGGGGAAGCGCUCGGCGAGCAGCGGCUAAAUCGUCCCAUGCUGGUGUCGGACGUGAAGAAGCAUCUUCAGACCCUACUGGGUGAAGAGCGCUGGCCGUCCAAGUUGGUCUUCGAGGGGGCCAUCCUCGAUGACCAGCAGACAGUCGGCAGUGCCGGCAUUACCUUCGAUUCGACGGUCCAGGUCAUCUUGCAGCCAGCUGCUUACCUGGUUGAAAAGGCCGGCGUGGGCAUUGUGAACGGCUACUACUUCAAGUCAUCCCGGCGCAUGAACGAUGCCGCCAUGUUCACCAACACCAAGGGAAUCAUGCUCUUCAGGUACGUCAUGCGGCGGGGCACGCCAUACUGGUAUUUCAGCAAUGCCGGCGAUCUCACCACAAAGCAUGGUGACUAUUAUCGGAUACGCUCGACGGACGCCCUGCCGCCUACCGAAGGUUGGACCACUGAUGAUUGCCCACGAGGGGAAGACACGUCCUUGCCCACCCUACGAGCUCUUCUGGAGCCCGAGGUGAUCCUGGAGGAUGAGGGCCAAUCCAGUUCGGAUACCACAAGUGACGCGUAG
Symbiodinium necroappetens is the source of this 756-nucleotide messenger RNA. Lineage: Eukaryota; Dinophyceae; Suessiales; Symbiodiniaceae. The record is from the annotation of a GenBank genome assembly.